CUGCCGUCGGUCGGUCAGUCAGUCAGGCAGCUGCUGUUCUUCACACAUACACACAAGAGACACACAGGUCUGAAUGGUGAAAGGAAGGUAAAAGCGGCUACAGAAUCGCCUUUUACAGCGGAAUGUUCACUCGAAGGGGUUAUGGAGACGUCAAGAAAUCUACACAGAAAGUUCUGGACCCAAAGAAGGAUGUUUUCACGCGCCUGAAGCAUCUGCGCUCGCUGUUAGAUAUUACUGACAGGAAUGAACUGAAGUCAUUUUUUGAAACCAACUGCUCACAGAUUUAUUUUAUCUUCUAUGAAAAUUUCAUUACACUGGAAAGUAACUUAAAGCAAAAAGGGAACAAAUCUCAACGGGAGGAGCUGGACUCCAUCCUCUUUAUUUUUGAAAAAAUUCUGCAACUUCUACCUGAGAAAAUCAACAGUCGAUGGCAGUUUCACAGUAUAGGUUCUAUACUCAAAAAACUUUUGCACACUGGAAACUCUUUCAAGAUCCGCUGUGAGGGCAUGCGUCUGUUCCUGCUCUGGCUGCAGGCUCUGCAGAGUAACUGUGCCGAAGAGCAGCUCCUUAUCUUCGCCUGUCUGAUUCCUGGAUUCCCUGCUGUACCCUCAUCCAGAGGACCCUGCACACUGGACACCAUCAUAUACAACCCCUUUUCCAACCCGCCUGACGCCAAGAUUGUGCCAGAGGAGAUCACCCCACUGGUGCCUGCGGUUCCCGGAGAGAAAGUGGCAGAUGACCACACCUGCUCUGUUCUCCAGAUUGUGCUCAAGGUCAUGGUUCUGCAGGCAUCCAGCUUGGACUGGAAAAACAAAGAAAGCCAGGACACAGGCUUCAGAUUUCUCUUCUCCCUGUUCAAGAAGUACUACUUGCCUCACCUCUUCCCCUCUUUCACAAAACAAACCAACCUCUACAAGCCACAAUUAGAUCUUCCCAUUCACAGACCAAAGCCCCUGUACGUCCCUGUGACGCGUAACAGUGAGAGCACGUACUGCACUAGGGAUCAGUAUCUGGCUCCCCGCGUUGCCUUCAUCACGUGGCUCGUUAACUUCUUCCUGGAGAAGAAGUACGUGAACUCGGCCACGAGCAGCUCUAAGAAUGGAGGAGAGGUCCUUCCUAAGAUCAUCCAGACUGUGACUGCGGGCGGUGUCAGUCAGGAGAAGAGCGCAGACACCGAGCCCAAUGGUCCUGUGGAACAGGAGAAGAAUCACUCAAACAGCAGCACGCUGUCAGAUCGCAGGGGCAGCAACUCCAGUCUGUGUAGCAUCGAGGAGGAGCAUCGCACCGUCUAUGACAUGGUGCAGUCCAUCCUGCUCUCCACACGAGACAACGUCAAUUUCGUCAACGAGGUCUUCCAUCAGGCUUUCCUGCUGCCGGCCUGUGAAGCUUCAGCCACUCGCAAGGUGAUCAAAGUCUACAGGAAGUGGAUUCUGCAGGAAAAGCCUCAUUUCAUGGCUGAGCCUGAGACAACAAGCCAGGAGGAAGAUGGAGAGGAAGAGCACCUCAUCUCCGAGACUGACAGUGCACAUGUGCAGGUCUUGGCGACUCAUGGGCAUAAACGAUCGUCCAGUUGGGGGCGCACUUACUCCUUCAGCAGCGCCAUCAGCAGAGGCUGUCUGACUGCAGAACAGAACCUGGAUGUGAAGGCUGGCAUCCAGCCCGCCCUGCAGGUGUUCCUGACAAACUCUGCCAACGUGUUCCUGUUGGAGCCGUGUCAGGAUGUGCCCAAGUUGCUGGAGAACCAACUGGAGGUGUGCCGAGCCGUGCUCAGCGUCUACCGUCACAUUAUUAUGGAGCAAAACAUGAACCGCCAGACCUGGGAGCAGUUGCUACAGGUAUUGCUGAGGAUCACAGAAGCUGUGAUGAGGAAACCACAGGAGAACCAAAGAAAAGACACAUUCGCCCACAGCCUGGCCAGCGUCCUCUUCAAAACGAUCUUUGUGGCGUGGGUGCGGGCCAACCUGACCGUGUUUAUCUCCCGUGAACUGUGGGAUGAGCUGCUGGCUGUGCUGUCCUCUCUCAGCCACUGGGAGGAGCUGGUGUUCGAGUGGGCCAGCAUCAUGGACUCUCUCACUGCUGUACUGGCCCGUCACGUCUACGGCCUGGACCUCCACAACCUACCGCUGGACAAACUCUCAGAACAGAAGGAAAAGAAGCAGCGUGGCAGGGGCAUAACGCAGGACUCCCAGAAGUCUACAGAUGGAGCGCGGUCAUUCUCCUUGAGCUGGAGGGGCUCUGGAGACCAGAUGGGGGCUCAGGAACCCAUGAGGUUCCGCAGUGCCACCACCACUGGAGCUCCUGCUGUGGAGAAAGCUCGCAACAACGUCAGGCAGAAAGCAUCAGCUAAGCGAAGUCAGUCUAUCAGCAACUGUGUGCAUCUUUGUGAGGCUUUGCCGGCCACUAAGAGUGUGCCCAUGCUGCUCCACACUGUCAGCUCUUUCUUACCUGGUAUCUCUCACAACUCUCACUGCUCUCACAGACUCUCAGAUGUGGAGGAGUGUCAACUGUCCGAAUGUGAGAUGGGGGAUGGAGACAGUCCUCUGCCCCGCAGCAGUAGCACCUCUGACAUCACACAGCAGAUCAACGACACCUUCCCAGGUCAGAAGAGAGAUGAGUCUGUGGAUACGGGCAGAGCAUCUGUGUCAGAGAACAGCUCUACAGGGAAAAAAGAGAGCGAAGCUCCCAUGAUUCUGAUCCGGCGGAGCAGCAGUCCAGCAGAUCUGGAUUAUCCAGCAGACGGAGCUCCAACAUUCCUGAAGAUUAAACACCGGGAGAAAAGUGAGAGUGUGAGCAGUGAGACGUCUAAUGGCUAUCUGAACGAUGCUGAGGUGGGUCUGCUGGGGUGGCAUGCGGUUGAGGAGGAGCCGGACUCUCCCUCUACUCAUGACAUGAGCAUGAGCAUGAGUGUCACCGCGGAUACAGUGAGCCAGAGGAGCCUCCUGCUCAGCCACACUGAAGCACUGGCAGGGUCUGAUUGUGCCGCCCCUCCUCACUGUCCCCCAGUGUCUCCGGCUCUCCUCGUGCCUCAUGGCUGCUGUGAGGGCCCUCAGCUCCUGGAGGAUGCCAUGAAUGUGCCUCACCAUCUGGACAGCAGUGAGUUUCUGGCUGAUGACAUCAGCAUCAUCGCCGGCGGCAGUUUGACCGGUUGGCACGCCGACUCAGCCUUCGUUCUCUGGAGGAGAAUCUUGGGGAUUCUCGGUGAUGUGAACAGCAUCCGCUGCGCCCGCAUCCACGCCAAGGUCUUCAGUUACCUCUAUGAGCUCUGGCACAAGCUGGCCAAGAUCAGAGAUAACCUUGGGAUCAGAGUGGAUACAGACACAGCCAUGGUCCGACCCUUGUUCAUCCCUCCUCUGCGCAUGUUGGCCUCUUGGCUCUUCAAGGCUACCAUGCUGCCGUCAGAGUUCAAGGCUGGCAAGCUACAGGCGUAUAAACUGAUCUGUGAGAUGAUGACGAAACAUCAGGAUGUGCUGCCCAACAGUGACUUCCUGGUGCAUCUUUACCACGUCAUGCACAAAGGCUUCACCAGCGACGAUCAGGAUGUGUUGAACACGAUGAUUAGAUGGUGCUCACCACGCUUCUUCUUCCUGGGCCUGCCGGGCUUCACCAUGCUGGUGGGAGACUUCAUCACCGCGGCUGCUCGUGUCCUCAACACUGACUCCUUUGAGGCUCCACGGAUCGAAGCUCAAACAGUUCUUGGUUCGCUGGUGUGCUUCCCUAACCUGUAUCAACAGAUCCCCUCUUUGCAGUCUGUUCCUGGAUCUGAGGAUAUCGUAGUUGGCAAAGAGGACAUGAAGGACUACCUUGUGAACAUUCUUUUGAAGACGGCACGUAAUGAGACAUGUGAAGGAGCCAGGUGUGUAGCAAUCUGCAGUCUGGGGCUGUGGGUGUGUGAGGAGCUGAGACAGACAGAAACUCACCAUCAGGUCAAAGAUGCCAUUAACGUUCUGGGCGUCACGUUGAAGUUUGGAAAUAAGGUGGUGGCCAAUGUGGCCUGUGACAUCUUUCAGCUACUGAUUUCUCACUGGCAGCACUUACAGAGACUGGAUCCGUCCCUUCCCAAAAGAAUUAUUGAGAUUUUUGUAGCAACCAUAGCAUUUCUUCUGCCCAGUGCUGAACACUCGACAGUUGAGGCAGAUAAAAAGUUAAUGGUGUCUCUACUGCUGUGCCUGCUGGACUGGUGCAUGGCCGUACCUCUGUCCAUCCUACUGGAGCCCAUCACUAUGCCCGUGCUGGACGACCCCGCCUCGCAGAAAGCCCCUCUACUGGACUACAUUUACAGGGUGCUGCACACUUGUGUGUCAGGGUCUAACCUGCACACUCAACAGAGUCACUACCUCCUCAGCCUUGCUGAUCUGUCAACAGACUAUGAACCCUUCCUUACUUUGGGCAAUGUCAAGAGCUUUGAACCACCACCGGUACACAACGUCAUGGGAGACUUUGGAAACCUCCUCACUGUGGCUGAAGAAAAGAAAAGGAGAAGCAUGGAGCUGAUUCCUCUGACUGCUCGGAUGGUAAUGACACACCUGGUCAAUCAUUUAGGCCACCAUCCUCUCAGCGGCGGCCCUGCCCUCUUAAACAGCCUGGUCAGCGAGAACCACGACAACCCCUACGUAGAGUCUUCUGAGCUGUCGUCUGAAGUCUUCAAAAGCCCCAAUCUACAGCUCUUUGUCUUCAAUGACAGCACGCUAGUCUCAUACCUGCAGAUCCCCUCUGACAGUUCCAGCACGUCCGCGGUAAGUGCCAACCCUAGGGAUCAUUCCUCUGAGGUCCGCGUCAUCGUCAGGGACAUCUCGGGAAAGUACUCAUGGGAUGGCGGUGUUCUGUUCCGCACUUUGGACGGAACUGGCUUGAGUUCGGCUGGCAGCAGAGAUCGGUUGCCUCACGACACCACUCACGCUGAAAAGCAGGGCUCCGUCCGCUCCAGUAAAUGCUCCUCUGAGUUGGAAGUGGAAGAUGGCGUGGAUGUCUUGGACCAGCUCCUGGAAGACCUUGGCCACAGCAGCCCCGAGUGCCUGCCACAGCCCCAGCUGAGGCUCACCCAGCCGCCCUCUCCACCCAUCGGCAUGAACCCAGAGAUGGAAGGGCUCAUCAUGGACUCCAUCCACAGACAGGCCAAACAGGAGGACGAGGAGCUGGCCCGACGACAGACUGAAGACCCCAGUGUCAGAGCAGAGAGACAGAGAGAGCCGACGCACCACGAGCCAAAAUCUCCUUUUUACCUCUGCAGGCUUCUCCUCAAUGACCUCGGCAUGAACUCAUGGGAUCGCAGAAAAAGCUUUCAUCUUCUAAAGAAGAACUCCAAGCUCUUGAGAGAGCUGAAAAAUUUGGACUCGAGGCAAUGUCGAGAGACGCACAAGAUUGCCGUGUUCUACAUUGGAGAAGGCCAGGAGGACAAAUGCUCCAUUCUGUCCAACACGGAGGGCAGUCAGGCUUAUGAGGACUUUGUCUCUGGGCUGGGAUGGGAGGUGAAUCUGGCCACUCACUGUGGGUUUAUGGGUGGUUUGCAGAGAAAUGGCAGCACAGGUAGCACAGCACCAUAUUACGCUACCUCCAACGUGGAGGUCAUCUUCCAUGUGUCGACUCGAAUGCCUUCCGACUCAGACGACUCCAUCACCAAAAAGCUUCGUCACUUGGGAAACGACGAAGUGCACAUCGUGUGGUCGGAGCACACACGGGACUACAGACGAGGAAUCAUUCCCACCGACUUCGGAGAUGUCCUCAUCAUCAUCUACCCGAUGAAAAACCACAUGUUUUUUGUUCAGAUCAUGAAAAAACCCCAGGUUCCUUUCUUUGGGCCUCUGUUCGACGGAGCGAUAGUGACCGGAACGCUGUUGCCGAGUCUGGUGCGGGCCACUUGCAUCAAUGCCAGCAGGGCUGUGAAGUCUCGACUGCCGCUUUACCAGAGUUUUUAUGAGGAGAGGGCUCUCUACCUGGAGGCCAUCAUUCAGAACCACAAGGAGAACAUGACCUUUGAGGACUUUGCUGCCCAGGUCUUCUCGCCUUCCCCCAGCUACUGGCCAACGGGAGGUGCAGGUUCCCUCAGCUGCAGCACGAGCGCUGACCUCAGUGUUACUGUGACAACCAACGACUCCGGCGACCAGGUCUCGCCCACUAUACCGCGCGCCUCUAAGAACCGGGUUUCCGGAAAGCUCCGCCGCUCAGCCAGCGCCAUCAGCAAGUCCUCCAACUGAACACUUCCUCUGGCCGUCAGACUGCAUUGUCUUUAAACUGUGUGGAUGAAUGUAUUAUGUGACUGUAAUGUUUCCCACCUGUUGUUUUUUUUGUUUGUUUUGUUUUGAAGCCGAGUAGCAGUAAAGAUGCAACUGCUGCCGCAAAAUUACGUCGUGAAGAAAGAAACUGAAUUAAUGCUGAAGCAAAUGUGAAUGCUCCAUUUGGAUUGCAUUUACGCAACUGCACCUGUCCCUAAUUUUCCUAGGAAAUGAAUCGUACGAAACAUUUCAAAAACCCUGAGGCUUUAGCUAGUUUUUAAUACUCACAUGGUCAGGUUCUCUUGAGCUUUUCUUCAUGUCAAACACUGAAAACUGAAUCAUUGAUGCAAAUGGGCCAGACUUCUUCUUUUUUUUUUUUUUUUUCCUGUCCCGUCCCAGCACUGAGACACGCUUUGGGCCAGUCUGAGAAAAUACUGACACUCUUGAAUCAUCCAAAAAAGAGCGAAUCUGCUUUUACUUUAAUAGCGUAAUCAGUGACGUUUGAAGUACAACAGACUGCGAUGAAAUCACUCGUCUUCUUUUGUUCUUAUGAUUAACUUUUAAGCAACUCAUUUAUUUUAUAGAACUGAUUUAUGCAACAUGCAGAAUGGUAAAAGGCUCAUGUUUGUAAUUCUGUCCAGGUGUAGCAUGAAUGUGUGCUUCUUAAUUUGUGAUUUGAACAUGUUCCGUUCCUGUAAAUCUACUCCAACAUUCCAAUGUUUUUGCACUCGCUCAUUGGUGAAGAUUCCGUAGGUUGAUGAUUGUUCCGUUCUUCCCUCUGUGUUCGAUGUACAUUGCUUUCAUUUUGAUUUGAUUUGAUGAUAAUAUAUACAUAUAUAUAUAUAUAUAUAUAUAUAUUUGUUUCAUGUUGUGUAUAUAUACGGAAAAAUAUAUCUGCCAUCGUACUAUACCUGACUAAACGGAGGAGAAGCCUCCAGCUCCUCAGGUGAAGCUGAACGCCUGCACUGGGUGUGUGUGAAGGGAGCCGUUCACAGUGCCUGUGUAAUACCUGUCCGGAUUUUCCGAGUUUUGCUGUUUUCUUUGUGUUUUAAUUGAUCCCACACUUCCCACGUGGAGAGCAGCAUGUUUUCCCGACGAGUCUUACAUUUCACUGGAGUAAAUUGAAUGAGAUUGUCUGCGUUUUGUGAGAGCUGCUUCUGUCUGAUUAGAUGCUGGAUGGGGGUUCUUUUCCACCUGCUUCCCCGAUUCCCGCGUGCCUCUCCGAGUGCCCUUUACCGUACCAGCAGCAUGCCAGCGCUUCACUCUCUCUCUCUCUUUCCUGCCAACGCCCUGCCGCCCCCUCUCUGUUCCCGUAGAGACCCGGCCUGGUUGCCAUGGAGGCCAGGUGUUACACAUGCCGCAGGCUCCGCCCAGGCUGCAACAGGACACAUGUUGCACUACUUUGCCUUACUUGUACACUCGUCUUUGUUGUUUCGCUUCGCCUGAUACUUUUUCUCUCUUCCGAACGCUGAGUUCCGUGCUCUUUGAGUCUGCUCUGAAUGAAAAACGCUGACGAAUGUAUGCAAACCCACAGCCCAGAUUCCACCCCGGAUCUCAAUUGGGACGAUGCCGAUUUGAAAGGGGCUCAGGGUUGAAAAUACUGCAACUGGCCUAACUUUUGUUUGAUGAUGUUCAUUGUAGACUUUGUUGGUAGCCUUGUAUAUUGUGUCUCUCUCUUUUAUUUUUAUUUUUUUCUUUGAAUGUUCUAAAUUCUGAAGGAUAUAAAUAUAUUAAUGCCUGUAAUAUAAUCUUUGUAUAAGACAUUGAAGAUAAGGAAGCUUGAAGAUUUCGUCAUGACUUGUUAACAUAUCAGACUGUUUUUAAUAGAAAAAGUAAUCGCUUUAUCUUUACUAGAAAUGUGAAGAAAUCGAAACAUUUCAUUAAAUCGAUUUGAAGUUCAUGUUUA
This is a messenger RNA of Labeo rohita (rohu), 8115 nucleotides long. RefSeq names its product Ral GTPase activating protein catalytic subunit alpha 2 (gene ralgapa2). Gene Ontology annotation, molecular function: GTPase activator activity. NCBI's taxonomy places the organism in Eukaryota, Metazoa, Chordata, Actinopteri, Cypriniformes, Cyprinidae. Gene Ontology annotation, biological process: positive regulation of GTPase activity; regulation of small GTPase mediated signal transduction. The transcript is spliced from 41 exons. Gene Ontology annotation, cellular component: cytoplasm; nucleus. The coding region runs from base 123 to 6191 and encodes 2022 amino acids. The record is from RefSeq and is a predicted model, not a curated record.